UUAAAGGGGUAGUCGUAAUUACCCAAACAAGAGGGGUUUUUUAGUAAUUUGACCUUACUUUAAGGGGGUGUCCGUAAUAUACCCAAUUUUGGUUAUUUCAGAAAAAGUAAGCAGCAAAAUUGCAAGAGGCAAUGGAAGAACAGCAGCCCCUUCGUUCGGCGAAGAAAAUGGCGAAAGCCCUAACUGAAUGCCAAAGUAUUAGUGUUAGAAUCGACGAUUUAGGAGAAGAUCUUAUUCAAAACAUUCUCAAUCGGCUGCCGGCGAAAUCAUUCGCAUCGGCGGCGUGUGUUAGCCGCUCAUGGAACUCUAUCUGUAAUCGCGUUUUGUCUUCUCCUAAACUCUCCUCCGCCGUCUCUUUUAACCCUUUACUUGAGAAUGCUGUGAACGAGGUUGUGGACAAGGUUUUAUUGGAACCAAUACGCCCUCAUUUUGCUUUGGUCUCAGUUGGUCCCUUCUUUCUCUUGGAAGAAACUCUGCAACUGAUUGAAGGAAAAUUGGGUUCUGGGAUUCCUAUAAUUAUCAAUGUGUCCGAGGGAAUCAUUGGCAGGGAUGUACAUACAGAUCAGUUUGUAGAGGUACAAUGGGAAGUAACUGUGGAAGAUGAUACUGCUGUAUUACCAGAUCAGCAUGUGCAGCGCGGCAUUAUAUUGACAGUUGGAUUUUUGCCAGGGCUUAAGGCCCAUGUAAUUCCUUUAUUCCAACACAAGGGACCUCAAGGCCUUCUUGUUGACAAAUUUGUUACGGAUAUCAGAGAAGCGGCGUCAACUGUUUCAGAUUCUGCAUCUCCUGCCGGAAUUAUACUAUUUGCUGGCCGGAAAACAAACAUCAAACCUGUUCUUCAAACAAUUGAGUAUGCCUUUCCCGAAGAUACUUUCAUUGUGGGUGAUGCAGAUAGUCAAUUCUUAUAUGGAAGGAAUAUCGGAGAAAAUAUUACAAUGUCGCCUGGUUCCACUUGUGCUGCAGUUGCCUUAGUAUUGACAAGGGAUAUGAACAAGCCUUUAGGUAUUGGGGAAACUAAAUUUCAUGUCAUGUUAUCAACUGGCGUAUCACCAAUUGGUCCUACAUACAAGGCAAAUUCUGUUAAACAUAAUAAAAGUUCGACAUGGCUAACUGCAUCGAGAGAAACAGCACGUCAGCAUCUCGAUGGUGAAUCUAUUUUAGAGGAAAUUUACGAUCAGCUUGGAGAUCGUAUUCUAUAUCCCGCUUUCUAUGUUGGAGUAACGAAAAGAAGAAAAUGCUCCGUUGGGACUGAAAAAGUAAGACGGAUGCAAUUUCACGAAUUCCAUGAAGUUCUGGGAGGAGAUGAAGAAUACCUAUUUGUCAACUAUCCCGGUAUUAAAACUGGAGACCCCUUCCGUUUCUACAUCUCCGACUCAAAAGCUGCUCUAUCCUCCAGCAAUGAAGUUUCUGAUAAGCUCAGGCAUCUGAAGUUAGAUUGUGAGAGGAGAAACAAUCACGCAAGCGGUGGUUUUGGUUAUUCAGACAAGGUAAAAGUCUUCGGUGGCAUCAUAUUUUCUUGCUGUGGCAGAGGUGACCCCUUUUUUGGACAACCUCGUAUAGAUAGCUCCACGUUCCUAAACAACUUUCCUGGGGUUACUUUUGGGGGAGCUUAUUGUGCUGGAGAAAUUGCUCGUGGGAAUUUGGGCUUGUACGAACCAGACGAUGAAGAACACAGCUUUAUCCAUUGCAAUCAACAUGUUUUUGGUGCUGUUUACCUAGUUAUGUCGUACUUUCCUCCACCACGAGAACGGUAGACUUUAUCAGGUGGUCGUAAGAUGGUUUUAGUGCAGAUGAAAAAGUUGGCAAUUUUUUUUUUUUUUAAGGUUUUUGACGUUUAAUCUGUUGCAACUGUAACGAAGCUUAUACAUUAGCAAUGUCCUGUAAAUUAGUAGAGUAGAUAGAGAACAUGGGUUUGUUAAUGUCUUCUUGUGAUUUAUACAUAUUUCUUAGGAUGUCUACUUACGGAUUAGACCUUUCCGGAAAUUGGAAAAAUUAUCGAAACUCUUUUCGAGGUUUCAUUCGGGUCUAAUACUUGGAUAGCCUUUGAUAAACCCCUUCGAAAAUGGAUUAUCAGUUUUUCUUUGGCUC
Molecule: messenger RNA, 2088 nt
Organism: Erythranthe guttata (spotted monkey flower)
Lineage: Eukaryota; Viridiplantae; Streptophyta; Magnoliopsida; Lamiales; Phrymaceae
Product: F-box/LRR protein
Biological process (GO): protein polyubiquitination; positive regulation of proteasomal ubiquitin-dependent protein catabolic process
Molecular function (GO): protein binding
Source: RefSeq, a predicted model, not a curated record